UCAUAAUUCAACACUCACUAGCCAGUCGUCGUUAUCAAACCUUUGGCAAAUGUCAUUGGCGGUCGGCAGUAGUCUGCUCUAUUAGUUCUAAUCUGGCAUGAGGUGAGUGCUGGUCGUCAUCGGUUGUUGUCUUAAUAUAGACUCAGAAAACAAAUUGUUUGGUCGUUUAGCGCGGACGACGAUAGCCAAAGAUUAUUAAAUGAAUUUAAACUAAAGCCGAGAAAACAAUAACAAAACGCGAAUAAUAAACAUAACGGUCGGUCGCAUGGAUGUUGACGUAUGAAAGACUAGCCGCAUAAUAAAUGGAAUUUCUUCUAAGCAGCCGUUAAUCUUGUAACGCGGGUGGUUGAUUGUUUGUCUCUAUUUUUUUUUGGAAGACACAAACUAAUGUACGAAUAAAAGGAAUAAUAAUAAGAGAAUAAAAAUAAUUUUUAAAGCAGCAUCGUAUGCAUGUGACGGCACCAGCAACAGGAUAAAAAAAAAAAAUAAAUAAAACAACGCGAAGUAAAGACAAAAUGCGUAGUUUUUGAAUGAAAGGAUAUUAAAACGCAAAAAGUAAAACGGAAAAUACAAUAGUGGUGUGCUAUCUCAUAAGUUGAGUGGAAUCGAAGUGAACAAAAAAGUGUAAAUUUGAUAUUUUUGCAAAAGAAAAUUUUGCUGUGGGAAGAGGAUAACAUAUGUGAUUGUUUUGUAGUUGUUGUUUGCAGAAUUGUUUUGUUUCGAAAAACAGCAUCUGGAUUUUCUGUUUUUAAUUUGAACCACAUAGUCUCGUAAUUUCUCUACAAAAAUGCCACAAAAAUCAAAGAAAAUGAAACCACUUGUACCUGUAAAUAAGCUGAUACUCGUUAGUGCCUUGGGCUUCCUUUUGGGAAUAUGUGGCAUACUAAUCGGUAUGUUUUGGGAGCAAAUAUUUAAUACCAUGUUAAAUAAGGAAAUGGUCCUUCGACCCGACUCUGUGAUUUACACACGAUGGAAAAAUCCACCCUUGGAUUUAAAUUUAGAUAUAUAUUUAUAUAAUUGGACAAAUCCGGAAGAUUUUGGCAAUUCUUCGGUGAAACCCAUUUUGGAGCAAUGUGGACCAUAUCGUUUUCGAGAGAAACCCGAUAAGGUCGAUAUAAAUUGGCAUCCGGAAAAUGCCUCGGUAACAUAUAAAAGGAAAAGUCUAUAUUAUUUUGAUGCUGCUGGCAGCAAUGGAAGUUUAGAUGAUAUAAUUGUCACCCUGAAUGCGGUAGCCCUGGCCGCUGCUGCAAAAACCAAAUACUGGGAUGUCAUGAACACCAGAAUGGUAAACAUGGGCUUGUCCGUUUACCAACAAGAGUUGUCCAUCAGCAAGACAGUCGAUGAGUUGUUGUUCACGGGCUACAGCGACGAUAUGAUGACCACUGCCCGAACCAUGACGAAUAUUUUUGGGAAGAAAGUGGAGGUGCCAUUCGACAAAUUUGGAUGGUUUUAUACGCGCAAUGGCAGUGCCGAAUUGACCGGUGUCUUUAAUGCAUAUACCGGAGCCGAUGAUAUCAGCCGCAUGGGUCAAAUGCACACGUGGAAUUACAAAACCAACACAGGUUUCUUUGAAUCCCAUUGUGGAAUGGUCAAUGGUUCGGCGGGGGAGUUUUAUCCGAAAAAUUUAACACCCGAUAGUAUUGUGGGUCUAUUUACACCGGAUAUGUGUCGUACAGUACCCUUGGAGUACACAGAGGCUGUGGAAAUCGAAGGCAUUCGAGGUUAUAAAUAUUCUGGCGGUGCGAGAGCUGUGGAUAAUGGAACCCUAUAUCCCGAAAAUGAAUGCUUUUGUGGUGGAGAAUGUGUACCCUCAGGACUUAUGAAUGUUUCCGCCUGUCGCUUUGGUACUCCCGCCUUUAUGUCUUUUCCACAUUUCUAUCAAGCCGAUCCCUUCUAUGUGGAUCAAGUAGAGGGUUUGGAACCCGACAAGGAAAAACAUGAAUUCUAUAUGAUUUUGGAACCUAAAACUGGCUUAACAUUGGAGGUGGCUGCCCGAUUUCAAGUGAAUAUGUUGGUGGAACCGAUUAAGGGUAUAAGUAUCUACGAAGAUGUCCCCCGCAUAUUCUUCCCCCUAAUAUGGUUCGAACAAAAGGUACGCAUCACACCCGAAUUGGCUGCCGAAUGGAAAUUGAUACCUCGUGUCUUAUUGGGUGGUCAAAUAUUCGCGGGGGUCCUCUUUGCCAUUGGUGUCAUCAUGCUGGCAUGGUAUCCAAUGCAGCAUUUAUGUUUCGGGCGUAAAAAUCGUAGGGGUACUUCGUCAACCAACAAGAUUCACAGCAGCGAAAAUGGAGUUGUUGCCGAAUUGAAAGCAUUACAAAAUCACAAAGACACCGUACCGGAACAAUCACCACUUUUAGAGAAGUCCACCAAAUCCUUGACAAUAACAGAAUCUAAUGGUAAAAAGGAAUGAAACCACUAGCCAAUGUAAUAUGCCAAAGAUGCCCUCAAGCUCAAGUUGUGUAUGACCUCAAAUAAAAUAGAAGUAAAUCACUUUGGCUAGCCCAUUGGACAUUGGAAGAGUUUUAUGAAUUAACAAAUUAUUAGAAAUAUGGGUCCAAUGUUCGAGUUAGCAUUAGAUGUGAUAUAAAAAGUGCCAAUAAAUUUUAUGAUAUGCCAGAAUUUUUUAUUUUCAAGCUAUUCCCAAUCCUUCCUAUUUGUAUUGAACUCUUACUUUUUUUGUAUGCAACAACAAAUUGUUUUUUAUAUCUAUAUUAAAUACUCUAUUGUAAAAAUAAGUUAAGUAUAAACAAAUUGUUAUACAUGUGUGUAUAUACAGACACUAUUGGUCUUGCUAUAGUUUUUAUAGUAAUUACCUUUUUUUAAGAGUUAUAUAUAGACAUUCAUAUAUAUAUAAAUAAAUAUACAAUAUAUUGUAGGCGAUCUUGAAAUCCCUAGUUUUAAGUUUAUUAUUUUGUUGUGUUUCUUCUUACAUUUUAUGUAAUUAUAUGCCACCAGUUUUUUUCAUUUCAUUCAGUAUUUUUAUAAAAUGAACAAUUUAUAUGGACAAAAAAAUAUAUAAAGAAUUUUAUAUAAACAUAGAUUGUUAAAUAAAUUUUUAGUUGUAGUUAUUAAAAAAAUGAAAUUUUAUAACAAAAUUCAAAUGAAAUUGGAUAAAAGAAUAAAAAAAGUAAAAAAACCAAACUGAAA
Musca domestica (house fly) is the source of this 3147-nucleotide messenger RNA. Its product is annotated as protein peste. NCBI's taxonomy places the organism in Eukaryota, Metazoa, Arthropoda, Insecta, Diptera, Muscidae. Bases 788 to 2410 code for a protein of 540 amino acids. The record is from RefSeq and is a predicted model, not a curated record. Gene Ontology annotation, cellular component: membrane; cytoplasm. Gene Ontology annotation, molecular function: scavenger receptor activity. The transcript is spliced from 7 exons.